AAAUCCAUCCAAAAAGCACAAGGCCAAAAAAAAAAGAAGGGAACAAAAAAGAAGAACAUUUUUUAACCAAAUUCCCUCUCUUUUCUGUUGAAUUCAACCAUGGAUUGGCGUCCGUUAGAUGUCAUGGUGAUCUCUGCCACCGGCAUAAAGAAUGUCAAUUACUUCUUCACAAUGGAUGUUUACGUCGAAGUUUCAAUUUUUGGCUAUGCAAAAAACACAAAACGAACCUUCAUUGAUAAAAAAGGUGGCACAAAUCCUAAAUGGAAUUACCCAAUGAAAUUCACAUUAGACGAGCCUUCCCUCACAAAACCUGGCCUUUCCCUCUGCUUUCGCCUCCGAUCCGAUCGCUUUUUCGGCGACAAAGAUAUUGGCAUUGUCUCAAUCCCUAUAAAUGAUAUCUUUGGCCAAUCUGCUUCAGGACCUGAUGGAAGCGCCGAAAAAGUUGUGGAGUAUCAAGUUUUCACCCCAGUUUCUGGUAAACCUAGAGGAACCCUCAGGUUUUCUUAUAAGUUUGGGAAGAAAUAUGGACAACCUCCAGAGCAAAUGUUCAAAAAUGUAAAUCAACCUAAUGGCACUUAUAACCAAAAUGCGCCUGUCACGGCUUAUCCAUAUGCCCAGACAGGGAAUAAUAAUAUGCCACCACCUGGCAUGGGGUAUGGAACGCCAAAUCCCAACCAGGGGAUGGCGUAUCAGCAACCACCAGCAGGAUAUCCUCCUGCUGGUGGUUACAACACUGGUGGAUAUCAGCCAGGAGGAUAUUCUCCAGCAGGAUAUCCACAAGCUGGAUAUGGAUAUCCUCCGCAACAACAACAACAAGGUUACGGAGGAUAUCCACCCGUGCAACAAGUGCAAAACCCACAGAAAAAGAGCAAAAUGGGAGGGAUGGGAGCAGGGGUUGGAUUGGGUUUGGCAGGAGGGUUGCUUGGUGGUAUGUUGGUUGGUGAAAUGGUUUCUGAUGUUGGAGAUGAUAUGGAUGCCUAUGAUCAAGGUUAUGAUGAUGCCAUGGACGAUAUGGAUUAUUAAAAUGAGGUCUCUGUAUAUUGAGUAAUUUUUUUGUUUAUUGGAGAUAUAUAAAUCAAAUUGGUCUUUGAUAUUAACAACAUUUUCAAAUUAUUAUUGUAUUAUUUUGGAUAAAUUGAUUAUCUGAAUUGGAAAUUCCUUGCUCAUUCCCUUGAUUUUCCAAAGUUUAUAAUAUGUUUGCAGAAACGUGGUGCCUUACCAUGCGUGACUUCGUUAUUUGUACAAAUUUAUUUUGUUACGUUGUCAUUUCUUUAAGGCAAGAAUGAAAUAUAUUUGUCUAUUGACUGCAUAAUAGAGUUACAUGACAUUCUCCUUUGGAACUUUGUCUCUUGGAGUCCUUAAAUGUGCUUAGUGAAAAAAGAGGAGAUACAACUAGAUACAUUAGAUCCCAUUGUUUUUUAUUGUAGUAUCUAUCUUGUCUGCUAUUUGGUUACAUCCCAUGGAAGUAUAUAUGUGAUAAUCUUGGAUGUUGAUUCAUAUCGACAGCAAAAUGGAAAGGUCUUUGCAUUCUAGACUAAAAUGUUUUCAUCCAUAAGAAAUUGAAGUGCUAGUCUGCGGUCUAUUUAGAGGGAUUGGGCUAGUACGUCACUGGAUGAAAGAAAACCUUUUUUUCAGUUAGGCCAAAUACAUAAACGGGCCCUUAAACUUGUUAUGGUUUUUCAUUUUAGCACCUUAACUAUGACUUGUUUCUACUAGACCCUUCAACUUAAUUCAAAGUGUGUCAAUUAAACACAAAAUGCUCACUUGGCAAAAUAUGUGUUCUAAACAUGCCUUAAGCGAUACAAAUUUGUUUUUUUCUUUAAAAAUCACAUUUUUCUAUCCCCACCAUCUUCUCCUUCAUCGAGCUACUACCGCCAGUUCACUGCACAAAUUCUUCCUUUCCACCAAAUAAUCUUUACUCACCUUUUAUAAGCUCCCAUACAUAUACUCCUUUUUCCUAUAAUAACUAAUCUUCACGCCACUUUCCUCGAGAC
This is a messenger RNA of Lycium ferocissimum, 1994 nucleotides long. Its product is annotated as protein SRC2-like. The record is from RefSeq and is a predicted model, not a curated record. NCBI's taxonomy places the organism in Eukaryota, Viridiplantae, Streptophyta, Magnoliopsida, Solanales, Solanaceae. Gene Ontology annotation, biological process: defense response. Bases 100 to 1023 code for a protein of 307 amino acids. The transcript has a single exon.